This is a messenger RNA of Numida meleagris (helmeted guineafowl), 7904 nucleotides long. It is a transcript of the gene RALGAPA2, whose product is annotated as Ral GTPase activating protein catalytic alpha subunit 2. Gene Ontology annotation, cellular component: cytoplasm; nucleus. The coding region runs from base 167 to 6067 and encodes 1966 amino acids. Gene Ontology annotation, molecular function: GTPase activator activity. The transcript has 39 exons. Gene Ontology annotation, biological process: positive regulation of GTPase activity; regulation of small GTPase mediated signal transduction. NCBI's taxonomy places the organism in Eukaryota, Metazoa, Chordata, Aves, Galliformes, Numididae. The record is from RefSeq and is a predicted model, not a curated record.
GAGGUGGCGGGUUCCGCCUCGUCACGCCCACCCACGGCGGCGGCGGAGGGUGGCGAGCUCCGGGGCCGGCGAGGACGCUGCCGUCGCCUUGCCUCGCCUCCCGCUCCGACACGCUCUCGGCCGGGCCCUCCCGCCCUUCCUAGGGAGCCCGCUCGUGGGGCUCGCCAUGUUCUCUAGGAAGGGCCACGCCGAUGCCAGGAAAUCCACGCAGAAAGCUCUGGACCCCAAGCGGGACGUGCUGACCCGCCUCAAGCACCUCCGGGCGCUGCUGGAUAUUGUGGACGGAAGUGACCUGAAGCAGUUUUUUGAGAACAAUUAUUCUCAAAUUUUUUUUAUCUUCUAUGAAAACUUCAUAACACUGGAAAAUAGCCUGAAACAAAAAGGGAAUAAAUCACAAAGGGAGGAGCUGGACUCCAUUCUCUUUCUUUUUGAAAAAAUAUUGCAGCUACUGCCUGAGAGGAUUUUUUAUCGAUGGCAUUUUCGCAGUAUAGGGUCGAUUUUGAAGAAACUUUUGCACACUGGAAACUCUCUCAAGAUAAGAUGUGAAGGAAUCCGACUGUUUCUUCUCUGGCUUCAAGCACUUCAGACUAACUGUACAGAAGAGCAGAUAUUAAUAUUUGCAUGCCUUGUGCCUGGGUUUCCACCAGUUAUGUCCUCACGAGGCCCCUGUACAUUAGAUAACAUCAUUAGUCCUCCUAAUUCACCAGAUGCUAAGAUUUUUCCAGAAGAAAUUACUCCACUUUUGCCAGCUGUCUCUGGAGAGAAAAUUGCUGAAGACCAAACCUGCUAUUUUCUUCAGUUACUAUUAAAAUAUAUGGUAAUUCAGGCUGCAAGCCUGGAGUGGAAGAAUAAGGAGAACCAAGACACUGGUUUUAAGUUUCUCUUUACCUUGUUCAGAAAAUACUACCUUCCACACUUGUUUCCAUCUUUUACAAAACUAACUAACCUCUACAAACCUGUUCUCGAUAUUCCUGAUACAAGACCAAGACCAGUCUACAUUACUGCAACACGAAACAAUGAAAAUGUCUAUAGCACAAAAAUUCCAUAUAUGGCAGCUCGAGUUGUUUUUAUUAAGUGGCUUGUCACUUUCUUUCUUGAAAAGAAAUAUUUAACUGCUGUUCAGCAUACAAAAAACGGAGGAGAAAUGCUCCCUAAAAUUAUCCAGACUGUUGGUGUUGUAAACCAAGAUAAAAACCCUGAACUGGAAACCAGCGUGCCUUAUGCAAGCGAGCAAGAGAGAAGCCAUUCCAAUAGCAGCACAUUAUCUGACCGGCGGCUCAGUAAUUCAAGCCUCUGCAGCAUCGAAGAGCAGCAUCGGACCGUCUACGAGAUGGUGCAGCGGAUCCUCUUGUCCACUCGAGGAUAUGUUAACUUCGUUAACGAGGUGUUUCGGCAGGCAUUUUUGUUGCCUUCCUCUGAUAUAUCUGCAACGCGGAAAGUGGUUAAGGUGUAUCGAAAGUGGAUACUGCAAGAGAAACCCGUGUUCAUGGAGGAGCCAGACAAAAAGGAAAACAGUGAGGAUGCUGUUGUCAACUUAGAGGAUUCAUCUUCGCAGAUGGAUGGUAAACAUCUUUCCUCUGACCAUUCAGGACAUAAGCGCUCAUCCAGCUGGGGAAGAACGUACUCCUUUACCAGCGCUGUUAACAGAGGAUGUGUAUUAGAAGACGAGGACAAAAAUGUUAAAGCUGGUGCUCAAGCUGCAUUACAGGUGUUCUUGACAAACUCUGCAAAUGUUUUUUUGUUGGAACCAUGCAUUGAAGUCCCUGUUCUUCUAAAGGAGCAAGUUGAUGCUUGCAAGGCAGUUCUGAGUAUUUUUAGGCGCAUGAUAAUGGAACUAUCAAUGAAUAAAAAGACAUGGGAGCAGAUGUUACAGAUACUCCUCAGAAUAACAGAAGCAGUGAUGCAGAAGCCAAAAGAAAACCAAAUAAAGGAUAUGUUUGCUCAGAGCAUGUCAGGAUUACUUUUCCGAACCCUCAUUGUGGCUUGGAUCAGAGCAAACCUGAGUGUCUACAUUUCUCGGGAGUUGUGGGAUGAGCUGCUUAGCGUUCUGUCUUCCCUGACUGACUGGGAGGAGCUCAUAAAUGAGUGGGCCAACAUCAUGGACUCUCUGACAGCAGUGCUAGCACGAACUGUGUAUGGGGUGGAAAUGACUAACUUACCCUUGGAUAAGCUCAGUGAACAAAAAGAAAAAAAGCAGAGAGGAAAGGGUGGUGUUUUAGAGCCUCAAAAGACAGCUGUAGUGGGAAGAUCUUUUUCAUUAAGCUGGAAGAGUCACCCUGAAGUUGUGGAGCCCAUGAGAUUCAGAAGUGCUACCACCUCUGGAGCCCCAGGAGUUGAGAAGGCAAGAAAUAUUGUUCGUCAGAGAGCAACAGAAGUUGAAGAAUCUCAGCAGUCGGAAACUUUGGCAGGAACAGAAGCUACAGGCCUAUUUGUAGACCAAGAGCAGCAGCUCACUCGAAGUAGCAGCACUUCAGAUAUUGCAGAUCAAUUUCCAUCUGAUUUUUUUCAAGGCAAAAAGGCUGGGAGUUCCCAUAAUUUGACUGCUUCAGACUCCAAAUCAGUCCAGGAAAAUAAGGAAUGUAUUAAGAAGGAACGUGAAGCUGAGCAUAUCCUAGUACGAAGGAGCAGUAGUACAGCUGACUUAGAUUUGAAAGCAGACUUACAGCAAGCACAUGGAAACCACAGAGAGAGAGAAAAAAGUGAAAGUGUUAGCAGUGACACGUCCAUUGGGUAUAACAAUGAAGUAGAGAUUGCACUCAUCCCCUGGCAAGCCUCUGAAGAAGACCACGAAGUUAAUGCAUCAACAGAUGUUUGUGUGGAUCCCGAUGCACCUCGCUGGCUUCAGCUUAGUCCUUCAGAUAAUGCAAAUUUAACAGACAGCAGUGAAUUCCUUGCUGAUGACUGCAGUAUAAUUGCCAGUGGAAGCCUCAUCGGUUGGCAUCCCGAUUCUGCUUCUGUGUUGUGGAGGAGGAUCCUGGGAAUUCUUGGAGAUGUGAACAAUAUACAGUCGCCUAAAAUUCAUGCAAAAGUUUUUGGGUAUCUCUAUGAGCUGUGGUAUAAACUUGCAAAGAUAAGGGAUAACCUUGCUAUAAGCGUGGAUAAUCAGUCUACUCCCUCUCCUCCUGUCUUAAUUCCUCCUCUCAGAAUAUUUGCAUCAUGGUUGUUCAAGGCAACCACCCUCCCAAAUGAGUAUAAAGAAGGCAAACUUCAGGCAUACAGGCUGAUCUGCGCUAUGAUGACGAGACGUCAAGAUGUUCUGCCGAAUUCUGAUUUCCUAGUUCAUUUUUAUUUUGUGAUGCACCUUGGCUUAACAAGUGAAGACCAGGAUAUCUUGAAUACUGUCAUAAAGCAUUGCCCACCUUGGUUUUUCUUCCUGGGUUUGCCUGGCUUUACGAUGCUGAUAGGAGACUUCAUCACGGCAGCAGCCAGAGUGCUGAGCACAGACCUGCUGGAGGCCCCCCGUUCAGAAGCUCAUACCAUCCUUGGGUCUCUUGUUUGCUUUCCAAAUAUCUACCAAGAAAUCCCCCUAUUGCAGCCCAUGUCAGAAGGUGGUGAGGUGAUUGCGGGAAGUGCCGAUGUGAAGUGUUACCUCAUAAAUAUUUUACUGAAGAAUGCUACAGAGGAGCCAAGUGAAGCUGCGAGAUGCAUAGCCAUUUGUGGCCUCGGAAUUUGGAUAUGUGAAGAACUAACACAGUGCACAAACCACCCUCAAGUGAAGGAAGCAAUCAAUGUCAUAGGUGUGACACUAAAGUUUGCUAAUAAACUGGUAGCUCAGGUAGCCUGCGAUGUUCUCCAGCUGCUUGUUUCUUACUGGCAAAAGCUGCAGGAGUAUGAAUCCUCUCUGUCCAGAAAAAUUACUGAAAUCCUUGUGGCCACUAUUGCAUUUCUUCUGCCAAGUGCUGAAUAUUCCUGUGUGGAGGCAGAUAAAAAGUUUAUAGUUUCACUGCUACUUUGCUUGUUGGAUUGGUGUAUGGCAUUGCCUAUGAAAAUGCUGCUGGAGCCAGUGUCUGCUGGUGUCCUUGAAGAUCAGCAUGCAUCCAAAGCUCCUUUACUGGACUACAUUUACAGAGUUUUGCACUGCUGUGUGAAUGGCUCCAGUACGUACACCCAGCAAAGCCAUUACGUGCUGAGUCUUGCGGAUCUGUCUUCUAGUGACUAUGACCCAUUUUUGCCUCUGGGGAAUGUCACGAGCUGUGAGCCAGCCCAGUGCCACUCUGCCACCGAUUUGGGCAACCUGCUCACUGUUGCUGAAGAAAAAAGAAGAAGGAACUUAGAACUAAUACCUUUAACGGCACGGAUGGUUAUGACUCAUCUGGUGAACCAUUUGAGCCACUACCCACUCAGUGGAGGUCCUGCCAUCCUGCACAGUCUCCUCAGUGAGAAUCAUGACAACUCGUACGUGGAAUCCUCCGAGCUGUCAUCAGAAGUCUUCCGGAGUCCCAACCUCCAGCUCUUCGUGUUUAAUGACAGUACUCUCAUAUCGUACCUCCAAAUUCCUGCAGAAAAGAGGAAAGACACUGAGCCAGCAGCAGCCCCCUCGGAUGUAAGGGUAAUUGUCAGAGAUAUCUCAGGGAAGUACUCUUGGGAUGGCAGAAUAUUGUAUGGACCUUUGGAGGGCUGCCUUCCACGGCAGAGUGCAGCAAACUCAUUUGUGGUUUCAGGCAACUCUGAGCACCACUUCAAUUCCCAAAAAGACGUUUCUCAGGUGGAAGAAGGAGAAGAUGCUCUUGACAAAUUGCUGGAGAAGAUUGGUAACACUAGUCCUGAAUGCCUUUUACAUCCUCAGCGGAAGCUGAAUGAGCCAUCGCCACCGCCUUUUGGUAUGAGCUACGACCAAGAGAAUGCAAUCACUGAAGCCCUGAUGAGGCAAAGUGUCCAGGAAAAUGAGUAUAUUUUAAAAUGCAGCUCAGACUUGAAUAUGAAGGUGGCCCGUCAGGAAGAACCACAUCCUGCUGAACCUCAAGCAUCCUUUUAUUUCUGUCGGCUGUUGCUAAAUGACUUAGGAAUGAACUCCUGGGAUAGAAGGAAAAGCUUUCACCUUCUUAAGAAAAAUUCAAAAUUACUGAGAGAACUGAAAAAUCUGGAUUCUCGCCAAUGCCGAGAAACUCACAAGAUUGCAGUGUUUUACAUUGCAGAAGGACAGGAGGACAAAUGUUCAAUACUGUCCAAUGCCAGGGGAAGCCAGGCAUAUGAAGAUUUUGUUGCUGGACUGGGUUGGGAGGUUGAUCUCUCAACACAUGGUGGGUUUAUGGGUGGCCUGCAGCGCAAUGGCAGCACUGGACAGACAGCACCCUAUUAUGCUACCUCUACCGUGGAAAUCAUUUUUCAUGUGUCUACAAGAAUGCCAUCAGAUUCAGAUGAUUCCCUGACCAAAAAGCUUCGUCACUUGGGAAAUGAUGAGGUUCACAUCGUCUGGUCUGAACACAACAGGAACUACCGCAGGGGCAUUAUACCAACUGAUUUUGGAGAUGUUUUAAUUGUUAUUUAUCCGAUGAAGAAUCACAUGUUUUUCAUAGAGAUAAUGAAGAAACCAGAGGUGCCGUUUUUUGGUCCUCUCUUUGAUGGAGCCAUUGUGACUGCAAAGCUGCUGCCAAGCCUCAUAUGUGCCACAUGCAUCAAUGCCAGCAGGGCCGUCAAAUCGCUCAUCCCUCUCUACCAGAGCUUCUACGAGGAAAGAGCUCUGUAUCUUGAAGCAAUAAUCCAGAACCACAAAGAAGUAAUGACGUUUGAGGAUUUUGCCGCUCAGGUCUUUUCUCCCUCUUCCAGCUACUCCCUCGGUGGAACUGGCUGCCUCACCGCCAGCACCGACCUCGCCAUCCCCGCAGGAGCGGAGCCAGCAGAGCUGACCUCGCCGCUGCGCGUUGCCGGGAGCGGGGCAUGCGGGAGGCUCCACCAGCGCUCUCAGCAAGGCUCCCAGCUGACACCCAGCGCCCUCCCGGGAACCCCUCGCCACGCACCUAGCUCUGCUCCUCGCUAUGGAACCCGCCAUUUGGGACGGACGCUUGUUGGAGGGGACGGGCAGCGAGCACUUCUCCCCCUGUGGCACGAGGACACGAAGCAGCACUGAAGCCCACUGCCUCACGUUGUUGCAGAGCACUGAUUUCAGUCAUUCCGUCCAACAAAUUGUGAACUGGGGAGUUGUGACCAAGCGGAACAGAGUUUCCCAAUGACGAGGCACGUGCUGAAUGUGCUCCUGAAGCGUGGGCAAGUGACUGGGUGCUUCUCAGCAUCUGUUCCACCUCUGCCCCCUUCCCAUUUUCAGCAGUCAUCUGAGGCAGUUGUGCACGUAGCAAAGAAUUAGUGAUAAUCAGAGAGGUCAUCUAUCUGAAAUUCAGGAGGGUGCUGCCAGUUCCAUAAAAUGGCAGCACUGCACUGACAUCGCUCCGUUUAAUCGUGCUCUCUCAUUCAGGGUCAUCCAUCACCACCUAUUGUGGAGCGUCUGUCCCCGCGCUCAGUAUGCACAAGCUGGGCUCCCCUCCGUGCUGCUGCUCACAGCACAGGGUGAGCCGUCCCCUGGCUCCACGUGUGUUCUGGAUAGGAGCCCUCUUCCUCGACCCUGCCCUCAGGACUGCUUCAUCCUUGGCAGUAGAAGUGAAGCCCAGCCACGUUUCUUUUGGAAGAGCAAAUGUUGCACAUCUGCCUGACUGCUGCUCACCAGGGUGUGACUGACUGUGGGACAGCACGCUCCCUACGGCACCACUUUGCCUUUUCACAGCACUGGGGCAAUAAUCUGCAAGGGGAAGCAUCUCUGACGCGUUAGAAUAAAAUACAUCUGAAGGCUCUCGGGGACAUGUAGCGUCCUGUUGGCACUUUGUGUAGUAAGCAGAUCUUUUCUUUUGAAUGGGAAAUGUAUUUCACUCUGUGGGUAUCACAGGUUUCCAGGGGUGAAGCUCCUGCUCUAGCUUCAGAUUUGGAUGUUUUGGACAUUGGUGUCUCUGCCCAGUUCCUGGAUGUUGCAUCAGAUACCUCCAGCCUUCCUCGUCCUCCUCAGGUCUCACUCUUGUUGCUUUUUUUGUUCAACUGUUGUUCAAUUUUUGUGUUGUUUUAUUUUUUUAAAUGCCACUUAGCCUUUAAGCGCACGCCUCUGAACUUACUGUGAUGGAUCGAAGCGAGGGGGGCUGAUUCACAAGUGAAGCAACAUGCCCCAUUGGGCUGCCCCGUUUUGCACUUCCCAUGCGUUAACACGAGUGGCUGUUGUCGUGCCACCGCUCCGUGCUGCUGCCCUGUGGAUGCAGAAUUCUGCUCCAGGCACAUACAGUUGCAGCCCUGGUGCCUGGCUCUGUGCAGCAGCCAGGUGACGAGGCGGUGGCACACGGCGAUGCUGCAGGCACAGAGCCCCACGUGCUGAGCACUUGGAGUGCCGCUCCGCCUGCCUCGCCCUUUGGUUUUGUUCUCUACCGAUCAGGGGGGAGGGGGGGGGAGAAAGUAGGAAAUUCAAAUGUGUAUGUUUAUUUAUUUGGUUUUUCACAGCAGAAUACGCGAGGCUGUCUUGUUCUUUAGUUAUCCAGUGGUCUGAAAUCAUUUCAAAGGCGUUCUGAGCAAAAAGAGCCUUUUCUCUUUGGAGCAAUACACAUCUCUCUUUCAGGGAAGAAUUACUAACAAUAAUAUUUUCCUGAUGUCAGAACAACAUGAACUUGUGAAAACUCAGUGGUGGUUGUGUACAGUGCAGUCGGACACGGAGCUGUUCCGCUCCCCCCAGCACCCUGAGCAGGGCGAGGAGCCGUGCCCUGACACCAGAGCUGCCGUCCCAGCCAGGGCACAGCCAGCAACACCGAGAGCUGGGGGAAAACAGGGAGGGCUGUGCUGGGCUGAGCGCUGCGGAGCCACUGCUGAACAUUACACUUAGAGACGGCUAACUCAGAGGAUUCUCAGCUCUUCUAGUGAAUAAAAAUUGAUCACAGAAA